AUGGGUAAGUGUACUGUGAAAAAUAUCUUUGGCAACCACCUUUGCUUUGUAAGCAUAUCAUAAAUGCCUAGUUUUAUUUUCUCCAUGUUUUGGUAAAAUGUUUAAUGACAUCUUGAAAGCAACAAUACAGGAUAGCUCAGUUGGUAGAUGAGACUCUUAAUCUCAGUGUUGUGGGUUCAAGACCCACAUUGAGCAAGGAGAUUCCUGCAUUGCAGGAGGUUGGACUAGAUAACCCUUGUGGUCCCUUCAAACUCUACAAUUCUGUAAUUACUUGUGGUGCUUUUGUACAUAACUCUCUUUUCUGGAAUACCUCUUAGCACAGAUCAGACCGAGAUCUGCUUAGUGUUUGCAAAGUGGCUGCCUUAUGUCCCUACAAACCAAGCCCAGGAAGUUCUACAGUAUACUUGAUAACUGGCUGGAAUGAAUGGGGCAUAUGGGGGCAAGGGAAGAAACAGAACAAGGCUGCAAUCCUAUAAUCCCUUGGAAUAAAUGGCAUUGCACUCAUUAGGACUUAAUUAUAAGUAGACCUGUCCUGCAUUGUGCUGUAAAGCUUAUUUCUACUUGUUUAAUGCAUGAAAUUGUAUAUGUAUUUAAUGCCUAGCUUCUAUCAAGGAAGAGUUCCAAAUGACAUGUACUAUACCAAAGAACAAAAGCCAUUUGGUUGAAAUAAUGCACCAGCCACCUGCAACUGCUUUCUGUUAGUUUCUAUCAACAAUGCUGAGAUGAAGGAAAUAUUUCCCUUGUUUCUAGGUGAAGUUGCAAAUCUUGCAUUUUCAUAUUGAUAUAAUAGGAAGUUAACAGAGUUUAAACAUCAAUGAGAAAACACUUCAGUAGUUUCAAGGAUUUCAGAUUAGUAGAUCAGCACCCAUCCAAUGUGAAAAGGUGCUGAGCAACUAAGGAGAUAAAAGCUAGAAGAAGAGCCCUGCUGGAUCAGAAGAAAGACAUAGUUAGUCUAGCAUCCUGUUUCCCACAGUGACCAGCCAGAUGUCUGUGGCAGUGGUAGGUAGCCUCUGGCCAGCCACAUCCUUGUCUAGCCAACUAGGCCUGUUCCAGCAGAUCCCACUCACUUCCUGGUCAUCCCAUGCCAUUUUAUGGAGCUUGAACAUAAGGCCUUAAAUUGCAGGCAGAGCUGUCUCUUUUGUCCAAUCUCAGUGCUAAGAUUGGAGAUAAGCCCUCUGCCUGCUCUUUCAGAGUAAAAGGCAGCAUUUCCAUUAACCCCAGCAUCAAAGUGGGGGUGGAGAAAAAUACUCCCUUCUACUUUUAUCUCUGAGCUUAGCACCAUGGUGCUUCGUGCCAAGAUCAGGUGAUUAAACCCCUCUGCCAACUCUUUAGAGAUCUUCCAGUGCUGGAGUGAAGAAGCCUGGAAAUGCUGAAAAUGUAUUUAUGUGUGCCUGCAUGUCUGGUGUAUGAAUGUGUUUGUCUGCAUGUAUGUAUGUAUGUGUGGGAGAGAAAGGAAGAGUGCUGUGUACAUGCAUGACUGUUGCAUAUGUGUUUCUGAUAAUGGAAGAAUAGAAGUACAUGCAUUUUUCUUUUGGGUGUUUAUUUUUUCCACAUUGCCAACUCAGACCCCAACAGUGUAAUAUGAAGUUAGGAUUUUUUGCCCCAAAGUCUACCACUUUACACCUAGUUGCAUUGAAUCACAUUGACCUGGAAAAGGCUAUAGCUUAGCGGCACUGCACUUUCUUUGCAUGCAGAAGGUAUUAGAUUCAAUCCCUGGUAUCUCCAGGUAGGACUGGAAAAGCCUGUUGUCUGAAAUCAUAGAGAGCUGCUGCCAGUAUGUGUCGAUACUGAGCUAGAUGCACCAGUGGUCUUGCUUGGUAUAUUGUAGCUUCCUAUAUUUCUUCCAUCCACUUCACUGAUCACUCCUAACUCCAGGUCAUUCAUGAACAAGUUAAGUAUCCCAACAUAGAUCCUUGCAGACAUGUCUUGCAUCCCUUCAUUGUGAGAACUGUCUGUGAAUUCCAACUCAUUGCUUCCUGUUUUUUAACCAGGUGCUGAUUUCACAAGAAGAUCUUUCCUCUUAUCUCACUACUAUUAAGUUUGCUCAGGAGUCUUUGGUCAAAAAGUUAUUGGAGCACUUUGACUGUGUUAGUGUUUCUAGUGUUCUUGCAUUUCUUAAUUUACUGUUCUUAAUUUAACAUAUAAUUAAACAUUAAAAUGAAAUUUAAUAUUUUCUCAUUCAUUUAUUCCUACGCUUUCUAACAUACAUUAAUUGAAGUAGAAUAAUAAUUGUGUAUUAUAGAUGGAGAAGAGAAGACAUAUGGGGGCUGUGAAGGCCCUGAUGCUAUGUAUGUGAAAUUGAUAUCCUCGGAUGGCCAUGAGUUCAUAGUUAAAAGAGAGCAUGCACUCACAUCGGGAACAAUAAAAGCUAUGUUGAGUGGUCCAGGUAGGUUCAAUGAAGUGUAGCUUACCCCAAAAAGGCAUACAUUUGGAUUUCAUUGUGGUUUUCUGUUGCUUGUGAUGUGUGCACUAGAAUAAACCAAUUUUCCAGCUUCUUAAUUAAAGAAGCUCACUUUUCUUCUUUUUAUUUCUAUGCCUGUCAAAGGUAAUGUGGCCAACAACUUCAUGUACAUGAAACAAUAAACAUAUUUUGUAAUCUAAGCCUUUAUCUAUACUGACCACUUGAAACACCCUUGUACACCACUGUGCUUGAGUACCAAAGGCUAGUAUCUUUUUUCUUUUUCUUUUUUCCCCAAUUCAUAAAGAAGAGUGUAUUUUAUUUCAGACUUAAAACAAAACUAUUACGGCAUUCCAAACAGUGUUCUUCUUUACUUUCUUAUUCUUAUGUCCCUUUCUCUAUCUCUGCUACCACCCCACACUCAAGGACCAAGUGCCCUAACUGUCUCUCUAUUACCAACUGCCUUUCCCAACCAGCCAACCCACUCUAACCAACCAACUACCCACCCACCCACAACUCCCAACGAACUAACUCCCAGAACUCCUCUCAGAACUCCUUUACUUGUUUAUGUAUGUAUAUAGAUAGAUAUAAAAAAAACCCCAAAACCGCAUACAAAACUGUUUGAUCAGGAGUGUAACUUUAAGAAGUUAACCCUCCUGAAUCGAAACUUCUUAAGGGGGGAGGUAUGUGACGUUACCAUAUAUGAGAGAGUGCUGGAGGGGAAAUAGUUAAAUAGGUUGCACCGACAGGACCCAGGGGGGUGCACUCAGUGGGUCUAUAAAGGCUAGUAUCUUUUUUCAGCUAAGAUUUGAGUUUGUUUUCCUUAUAUAAUUCCUCUUUGCUUCUUUAAGUGGGUGAUAAACCCAAGAGGUCUAUAAUAGUUGAUUUGAUCAAUGACAUAUUUUGUAGAAAGAACAAUAGACUCUGAAUAAUUCAUUCGUUCUUGUUAUUAUGAAUAAAAAUUAUUUAUAUAACAAUGUACAUGGUACUUUGCAGAGAAUGAGAGGCAUGAACUUUCUAGAUAUCAGUGAAAAGGGAAAUGACAGGAAAUCCCAACUUUUCAUUAAAAAAUAGACAUAGUGGCUAACAAUAAAAUCCAGUUCAUAAUAAUAGAUAAGCUGCAUCCCAAAAAAACAUUGCCUCCCAAAUUAGGCUUAAUUACAAUUGUAUAUGGGGACUAGUAAAUUAUGCCAAAGUCUUCACAGAGAAAGUAAAGGAAAUAUGAAGGAAACAUGAGAGGUAGCAUCAUGGAGAUGUUUUGGGAAACUGUUCCAGACACAAGAUAAGGUGAAAUCAUUUGAUGGAAUAUGUCGCAGGCAAGGAUGUGUUGAGAUACAACACUAGAGACAUACAUAUUAAAACCAUACUUAUUGUCAAAUUUUAGAAUUAUUUUUUAAGUACUUAUAUGAUGGCUUCCUUAAAUUAACUGGCAUAUAUGGAUAUAUUAUGUCACCUUUUAAAUUUGGCCUGGACUUCUAAUAUAAAGUUCUAAGAGGAAAAGCCAAAAUAGAUUAACAUUUGCAAUGCUCAAUCCAUGUCUUUUUCUAUAAGCCCUGUGGUUUGAGAAAACUGUUGGUCCACAGGCCAAACUUGACCUGCCAGGGGUUCAAAUUUGCUCUGUGAGGGUGUUUUCCCCAAACUGGUUUAGCUUAGCAUUUUAUCCAAACCCAGGCUUGUGGUUUGUCGCUUUUCAGAACAAACCUUGGCUACAGCUCAUGGUUGGUUUGUUUGUUUGUUGAAUGUAAUGCUAAGCCAAACCAUUGCUUAGCUCCAGAUGGUGUGGGGAGGAGUGAAGCAGCCAAAAUUUAUCCACCAUGUACCCUCAUUCUCUCAUUCUUGAUUAGCGUUAUGUCAUCAUCAUUUUAUUUGUAUGCCACUUUUCCAUAGUUAAAACCAUGCUCAAGGCGGUUUACAACAUAAAAAGAUUUACAUAAUCACAAACAUAACAAAACUAGUUAUAAAUACAAAACUAGUCAUAAAUAAAUAAAAAACAUCAAAAAGUACAGAACCAAACUGAAGCAGGGUCACUGAUGUGGAAAUUAAAUAUCAAUUCUCAAAAUGGAAUAAGUAGAAUCCAUGACAGCCAACCUUCUCCUUAACCAACUUACUGCUUUCUUUUGGCGUAGUCCUCUGAUAAUUUUUAGAUUGUAUGUAAACAAUGGCCGGGCUCCAAAGAACUAAUUUAAGUGUACUUAAGGGUUCUCAUUCACCUGAAGUGUGUGACUAGUUCAUUUUUCUUUGAACAGCAUUUAUUUGUCAUGUAGAAAAACUCCUGUUAGAACUCCCCUGAGUUCUCAGAAGCUACUUUUUCUGUGACAUGUUCAUGUAUGUGGGGUGGAGUUGGGUAAGAGGUUACCAUUCAAGAAAAAAGAAGUCCAGAAUCCAUUUGAGUGCCCCAAACUAACUGCCAUUCUUUGUACUAGUGCUGAAAAGGGCACUGCCUGGUUAACUUGUUUUUACAGCUUCUGUUGUGUUCAAGAUUUCACUCUGAUCAGCCCACUAGUACCUUCUCACGUGAAAACUGUCAUAAGAGCUGGUUUUGUAGGAUAAAUAUUGUUAAAAUAUUCUUCUGAAUAAAAUAUUCAUAAAAUAAAAAUAUUGUUUCUUUAGCUGGUCAAAAUUGAAGUAAUUUUAAAGCAUAAAGGAGAUACAGCAUUCUUAAAAUGCUCAGGUUCAACUGGCCAAGAACUCUACCAAAUAAUACACAACGUUUUGUUGAAAUGUUUACUUGCAGAAAGAUCUGUGUGCUCAUUUGUCUCUUUUAUGUACACAGGACAAUUUGCCGAAAAUGAAACAAAUGAAGUGAAUUUCAGAGAGAUUCCUUCCCACGUCCUAUCCAAAGUAUGCAUGUAUUUCACCUAUAAGGUUCGCUACACUAACAGCUCUACAGAGAUCCCUGAAUUUCCAAUUGCACCUGAAAUUGCACUGGAACUGCUGAUGGCCGCAAACUUCUUAGAUUGUUAA
Messenger RNA from Podarcis lilfordi (Lilford's wall lizard), 5362 nucleotides. The record is from the annotation of a GenBank genome assembly. NCBI's taxonomy places the organism in Eukaryota, Metazoa, Chordata, Lepidosauria, Squamata, Lacertidae.